GUCGGAGUUCAAAGGUCACCUGAUAACGCUAGCAAGCGAUUGGGCAAAUGCUAAUGUUAUGAAACUUCAUUGGUUAAACGAACACACGCCUUUCAUCAACCUGAAAGAGCACAGCAGACGACAAGGUGAUCCAUGUGUGUCUGACUGGACCAACACUAAACAUGCUGUCUGCACAGAGGGCAUGUGCAGCCAUGGCUGCCAGGCGCCUGGCUAGAGCCACCGUGUUCUCAGCAAACACACACUGCUCCUUCAUUCAUACAGCCGUGCCACAUCAGGAUCAGAUUGAACUGCAUCCUGAGUGGGCGAAUCUGGCAAAGAAACAGCUGAAGGGGAAGAAUCCCGAAGAUCUGAUUUGGCGUACACCUGAGGGACUCAACAUCAAGCCUGUGUACACUAAGGCAGACUCAGCUGACAGUCCGGAUGAGUUGCCUGGAGUGUUUCCUUACACUAGGGGGCCCUAUCCCACCAUGUACACCUACAGACCCUGGACUAUCAGGCAGUAUGCAGGUUUUAGCACCGUUGAGGAGAGCAACAAGUUUUAUAAGGAUAAUAUAAAAGCUGGACAGCAGGGUCUUUCCGUGGCUUUUGAUCUCCCUACACACCGAGGAUAUGACUCCGACAACCCUCGAGUCCAUGGAGAUGUUGGCAUGGCUGGUGUUGCCAUAGACACCGUUGAGGACAUGAAGUUGCUUUUUGAUGGAAUCCCUUUGGAGAAAAUGUCUGUUUCAAUGACCAUGAAUGGAGCAGUUAUCCCAGUGUUGGCCAUGUUUAUCGUGACUGGAGAGGAGCAGGGUGUACCUAAGGCCAAGCUGACUGGCACUAUUCAGAAUGACAUUUUAAAGGAGUUUAUGGUACGCAACACCUAUAUUUUCCCCCCGGAGCCAUCUAUGCAGGCCAUUGCAGACAUCUUCGCUUAUACCUCUAAGCACAUGCCGAAGUUCAACUCCAUAUCCAUCAGUGGCUACCAUCUCCAGGAGGCUGGUGCUGAUGCAAUCCUGGAAGUGGCCUACACCAUCGCUAAUGGCCUGGAGUACUGCCGCACUGGGCUGAAAGCAGGCUUAACCAUCGACGAGUUCGCUCCGAGGUUGUCCUUCUUCUGGGGAAUCGGGAUGAAUUUCUACAUGGAAAUAGCCAAACUGAGGGCAGCCAGGAGGUUAUGGGCAACGCUCAUUAAAGAGAACUUCCAGCCCAAGAACGCCAAGUCACUUCUCCUUCGAACACACUGCCAGACGUCUGGCUGGUCUCUCACGGAGCAAGAUCCGUACAACAACGUGAUCCGCACAGUGAUCGAAGCCAUGGCAGCCGUGUUCGGCGGGACCCAGUCGCUCCACACUAACUCCUUCGACGAAGCUUUGGGUUUGCCCACUGUGAAGAGCGCUCGCAUCGCCAGGAACACCCAGAUCAUCAUCCAGGAAGAGUCGGGCAUCCCCAAAGUGGCCGACCCUUGGGGAGGCUCCCACAUGAUGGAGACUCUCACCAACGACGUCUAUAACAAAGCGUUACAGUUCAUUAAAGACAUUGAAGAUAUGGGAGGCAUGGCAAGAGCCGUGGCCGAGGGCAUUCCAAAACUUCGCAUUGAAGAAUGCGCGGCGCGAAGACAAGCCCGCAUUGAUUCAGGCUCUGAGGUCAUUGUCGGGGUGAAUAAAUACCGUCUGGAGAAGGAGGAGACUGUGGAGGUGCUGGCUAUAGAUAACACCAUCGUCCGUCAGAAACAGAUUGAAAAAUUGAAAAAGGUGAGGGAGACUCGUGACCCAGAGGCAGCAAAGAAAUGUCUGGAUGCCAUUGAGGAGUGUGCACAGAGCGGGAAUGGAAACCUUUUAGCCUUGGCUGUGGAAGCAGCUCGAGCCAGGUGCUCUGUUGGUGAAAUAACUGACGCCAUGAAGAAGGUGUUUGGGGAACACAAAGCCAGCACCAGGAUGGUGAGUGGCGCCUACCGCAGUGAGUUCGGGGAGCAUGAGGAGAUCACCUUGGCACACAACAGAGUUGCCGAAUUUAGGAAGCAUGAAGGGCGUAACCCUCGACUCCUGGUGGCGAAGAUGGGACAAGACGGUCAUGAUAGAGGAGCGAAAGUUAUCGCUACUGGAUUUGCUGACCUGGGCUUUGAUGUGGACAUAGGACCACUGUUUCAGACUCCUCUUGAGGUCGCCCAGCAGGCGGUCGAUGCGGAUGUUCACUGUGUCGGGGUCAGCACACUUGCCGCAGGACACAAAACUUUAGUUCCAGAGCUCAUCAAGGAACUGCGGAAACUCAACAGGCCAGACAUCCUGGUCAUAACUGGAGGUGUCAUCCCACCACAGGACUACGAGUUCCUGUACCAGAGCGGUGUGUGCGCCAUCUUCGGCCCCGGAACCCGGAUCCCGCAGGCCGCCGUGGAGGUUAUCGACAACAUAGAGAAGAGCCUGGAAAACAUCCGGCAGGCGAUGUGAAUAUUUCUGCACAAACACAUCAGCUCAAGUGUGUGUGUGUGUGUGUGUGUGUUGCUUUCACACUGUGCAGAAGUCAAAAUGCUCACACUUGUGUAACCUGAGAUUGUAAACAACAGAAAUGUCAUAUUCCCCACUGUGAACUCACACAGAUCUGCCGUGGGAAUCGCAGUUGUAUUGACUUCACGUACAUUUUCACAGUACAUUGUGUUUGUUCGAGCCAAGAUUUAGUUAUAAUGGAAUGACUAGAUAGAGGCUGGGCUCGGCGUUUUUCCGGACACUGGACUCAUUUUCCCCACAUCUCCAUUUAUUUCUGCUUGAAACCCGCCCGUCAGCCUUUACAUCUUCCUCAUAUCUUCCUGUUAUUAAAAUGAAAGUGCCCUUCUGUUGUUUUAACCCUCACACUGCGCUUCGAGAACAAAUCAAUGUUCCAGUGAUUGAAGUGAAACCGCUGAAUAUAGUAUUUUUCUACAUGUGAACUCAGAAUAAAGAAGGCGAUGUGAACCGACU
Sphaeramia orbicularis (orbiculate cardinalfish) is the source of this 2933-nucleotide messenger RNA. It is a transcript of the gene mmut, whose product is annotated as methylmalonyl CoA mutase. Gene Ontology annotation, cellular component: mitochondrion; cytoplasm. The coding region runs from base 162 to 2426 and encodes 754 amino acids. The transcript has 13 exons. Gene Ontology annotation, molecular function: cobalamin binding; methylmalonyl-CoA mutase activity; metal ion binding. NCBI's taxonomy places the organism in Eukaryota, Metazoa, Chordata, Actinopteri, Kurtiformes, Apogonidae. The record is from RefSeq and is a predicted model, not a curated record.